GUUUCAUUCUUUUCGGUUUUUAUUCCGUGCUUAUGCAAGGUUGAAGACCAUCUCAGAAAGUUCGCCCAAAUUUAGCACUGUUAAAGCAGCAUGGCUUACUCCGCUAAAAUCGGUCCGUCCAUCCUGAACAGUGAUUUAGCCUGUCUCGGAAGUGAAUGCACACGAAUGAUGGACUGCGGUGCAGACUACCUCCAUCUUGACGUAAUGGAUGGGCAUUUUGUGCCAAACAUCACAUUUGGUCAUCCAGUUGUGGAGUGCUUGCGGAAUCAGGUCGGUCCAGAGCCUUUUUUUGAUUUGCACAUGAUGGUGGCCAGACCAGAGCAGUGGGUUCGGCCCAUGGCUGCAGCUGGAGCCGACCAAUAUACCUUCCACCUGGAAGCCACCAGCAACGUGGGAAAUCUUAUCAAGGAGAUUCGAGAGAGCGGCAUGAAGGUGGGCCUGGCCAUAAAGCCUAAUACCACAGUGGAGGAAAUGGCUCCAUGGGCAGGGCAGAUUGACAUGGCGCUGGUUAUGACCGUUGAGCCUGGCUUUGGAGGCCAAAAGUUUAUGGAGGACAUGAUGACCAAGGUGAGUUGGCUGAGGAGUCAGUUUCCGUCCUUAGACAUCGAAGUGGAUGGCGGUGUGGGUCCUGAUACCAUUCACAAGUGUGCAGACGCUGGAGCAAACAUGAUCGUGUCAGGCAGCGCCAUCAUGAAAAGCGACGACCCACGCUCGGUUAUCACUUUGCUCAGAAAUGUGUGUGCAGAGGCAAUUCAGAAGAGGUCGCUUGAUCGGUGAUCCUCUGCUGCAAAAGUGCUAUGGUUUGCUUUGGACAGUGAAAUGCAGGCCAAAUGAUCCCACCAACCCCCAAUUAAUUUUUACAAUUUUGUGGCCUAAACCCACCUCGCCCCAAUGAUUAUGCUACAUUUGAGAAUUUGAAAUGGCCGAAUUCAUCCUUGUAGAAGGUUGAAAUAAAUGUUUCUCACUGAACACUGAAAAA
Molecule: messenger RNA, 979 nt
Organism: Conger conger (European conger)
Lineage: Eukaryota; Metazoa; Chordata; Actinopteri; Anguilliformes; Congridae
Gene: rpe
Product: ribulose-5-phosphate-3-epimerase
Exons: 6
Coding region: 91-777 (228 amino acids)
Biological process (GO): pentose-phosphate shunt; carbohydrate metabolic process; pentose-phosphate shunt, non-oxidative branch
Cellular component (GO): cytosol
Molecular function (GO): metal ion binding; D-ribulose-phosphate 3-epimerase activity
Source: RefSeq, a predicted model, not a curated record